UCCCUCCGCGCGCCGCUCCGGCCUGUCUCCCUCUCUCCCUCGCCCGGUGCUGAAGUUGGGCGGAUGGCAGCGAGCCGGCUCUGCUAGAGGACGGAGCAGCCCAGCCUCGCGCGCCCUCGGACCCCGACCGCGGUGCGCUCGCCCACACCCCAGGCCCCCCCGCCAGUUGGGAUCUGAAGUAGAGGAGAUGCGAAAAAGGCAGCAAUCACAAAAUGAAGGAACGCCGGCUGUGUCCCAAGCACCUGGGAACCAAAGGCCCAACAACACCUGCUGCUUCUGCUGGUGCUGCUGCUGCAGUUGCUCCUGCCUCACUGUCAGGAAUGAGGAAAGAGGAGACGCUGCGGGGCGGCCCCCCCACCCCCAAAACCCCACUGCAGAUGAAGUCCUGUCCUGGUCUCAAAAUUUUGACAAGAUGAUGAAGACGCCUGCAGGAAGAAAUCUUUUCCGCGAGUUCCUCCGAACAGAGUACAGCGAGGAGAACCUACUCUUCUGGCUGGCCUGCGAAGACUUGAAGAAAGAGCAGAACAAAAAAGUCGUUGAGGAAAAGGCCAGGAUGAUCUACGAAGACUACAUUUCUAUACUAUCCCCGAAAGAGGUCAGCCUUGAUUCUCGAGUUAGAGAGGUGAUCAACAGGAACCUGCUGGACCCCAGCCCGCACAUGUACGAAGACGCCCAGCUUCAGAUCUACACCCUAAUGCACAGAGAUUCUUUCCCACGAUUCUUGAACUCGCAGAUCUAUAAAACUUUUGUCGAAAGUACUGCCACCUCUACUUCUGAAUCUUAAUUUUUAUUUGAAAGGCCAAAAGAAAAGAAAAAUAAUUUCAGAGGGCUGGGAUGGGAAAUAAAAGUAGUUAAAUAAUAUCAGAAAUUAAGUUCCUGGAGAACUACAGGCUGGCUGCUGGGAAAAAGACAACCAUGAUGGUCUUUUGUCUCCAUUUUUAUCAAGGUUAUCCAUUUGGAGAAAAGCCUAUAUAAGGCAAUGAAUUGCCAAAUUAAGUUUGUUUGAUUUAACACUUGCUCUCCUUGCAAGCAAACUGUGUUCCUUGCCCUCUGAUCGGUCCCCUAGUGCCCCCCCCCCCCCAGAGGCUGCAUGUGCAAAGCAAAACUGCUUCGUCUGCCACUUAGCUGUACUCUUUAAUCAGUAGCAUACCUUGUAUCUGUAUUUAAGGACUUUUGUGCAAUUAUGGUCUCUUAGAAACAGUUGCCAACAAAUUGGCUGUGGUUUGCAUUUUAAGCAUAAUCUGAUACAAAAAAAAAAGGCUAUUUUAAACAUGUGACAGUGAUAUUUAACCAUGCUACAUACUGUUUGUAGUACACGGACUCUGAAGCCAAUUUUUCUGUACAUGAAAAAAAAAAAAAAAAAGCUGUUUAUCUCUGCCUGUUGAAGGAUCUUAAUUGUGAGAGGCCUCUGGUUGUUCACUGCCCAAAUUCUGGCAUUUUCAUUACAGAAGAGUUUGUUAUGUUUUUAAAAAAGAAAGAAAGAAAAAGAAAACAAAAAAAAUUAACAAUGGUAAGAAAAUUUCUAAAAAGCACAAAACAAUCUGCAGAUAUCCUAUCUCAUUGAAAAUUCCAGGAGUUUGUGUAGGUAUAAAAGAAGGGAAGAAUCUAUGUUUAUGUCAAAUGCCCAAUACUGUAAUUUACUUAUUAAAGAAUGGCUCUACAGGUAUAAAAGAGAUGUGUAAACUUAUGUAUGUCAGCAAGAAAACCAUAACAAGCUCGACAAUCCAGUUUGGAAUGUGAGGGAAAAGGCUGAGUAAAGGGGCUUCCACAUGUCACACUGUAAACACAUCUCGAGGAAUCGCGUGUGGCGUGUGGCCUAUUUGCCUUGGACAUAUAAUCCAGUGAAAAGUGUAUAUUUUUCCUAAGUGACAUUUUAUGAGGGGUUAUGAAGAAGAAAACCUUUGAUGUCAGAUCUUAACUGUAUUCAUGUCGUCUCUCAAGAAAGACUUAUUUUAACAUUGUUAGAAAACAAAUUAUUAACCCUCAUCCAUAAUUAGAAGGCAGUAUAGUGCUCAACUCUUUCAGCUGCCAAUAUUAUUUUUAUAAUUACAUUAGCUCUUUACAUGAAAUACUCACCUGACCUUGGCAUGUAUUUCUGACCUUCAGAACAGUAUCAUAUUGUGCACAAAACCAAAAUUACAAUCAAUGUCAUAUUUAUAUCAAGGUCUUACCUUUCAAUAUCAAAAUCCCCUGAAGACUAUUUUUUUAAUCUUAAACUCAAUGAAUAUAUAUUGAGUAACCUAAAAAAAAAAAACAAAAGAUUUAAAAAGAUUUAUAUCCACUA
Molecule: messenger RNA, 2284 nt
Organism: Psammomys obesus (fat sand rat)
Lineage: Eukaryota; Metazoa; Chordata; Mammalia; Rodentia; Muridae
Gene: Rgs17
Product: regulator of G protein signaling 17
Exons: 5
Coding region: 188-784 (198 amino acids)
Source: RefSeq, a predicted model, not a curated record